Molecule: messenger RNA, 336 nt
Organism: Prunus armeniaca (apricot)
Lineage: Eukaryota; Viridiplantae; Streptophyta; Magnoliopsida; Rosales; Rosaceae
Source: the annotation of a GenBank genome assembly
AUGGCAUCAUCAGGGAAGGGACUCGGGACUCAAGGCUCGAGAGCAGGUGGGGUUUUGUCAGCGAUCAGUGACAGUGUGUCUCGGAAGCUCACCGGGGUUCAGAAACAUCAGUUAAGACGUCUGUUUCUUAAAGUGCUUGUUGGAGCUGUUUAUCUUGGACCAUUUGGGCAUUUCCUGCAUUUACUACUUGAUAAUAUUUUCAAGGGGAAGAAGGAUUCAAAAACAGUAGCCAAGAUGUUCUGGCCUGCUCUGGGUUGGAUAAAUCACCAGUAUGUGCCACUCCAUCUCCGUGUCGUCUUCCACAGCUUGGUCGCUUUUGGCUGGUACAAGCUAUAA